CCGGCGCGCGGGGCCACCUUCCGGCUGUCAUUCUCGUUAUUUUUCAUUUCGCGGUGACGUCUGUGAGGCGUGAAAAGCGUUCCAUCGGUUCCUCUUUGUGCAACGCCGAUUUUAAUUCUUCAACAAAAUGCCCCUGCAGCUGACCAAGCCCGCGCCCCAGUGGAAGACCACAGCCGUUGUCAAUGGCGAAUUCAAGGAUAUUUCGCUCGCUGACUACAAAGGCAAAUACGUAGUGCUGUUUUUCUACCCACUCGACUUCACGUUCGUGUGCCCGACGGAGAUAAUCGCGUUCUCUGAGCGCGCCGACGACUUCCGCAAGAUCGGCUGCGAGGUGAUCGCGGCCUCCACCGACUCGCACUUCACGCACCUCGCCUGGAUCAACACGCCGCGCAAGCAGGGCGGCCUGGGCCCCAUGAACAUCCCGAUUAUCAGCGACAAGUCCCAACGCAUCUCGCGCGACUACGGCGUGCUGAACGAGGAGACCGGCAUCCCCUUCCGCGGCCUCUUCAUCGUGGACGAGCGCCAGAACCUGCGCCAGAUCACCGUCAACGACCUGCCCGUUGGAAGGUCGGUGGAGGAGACGCUCCGGCUGGUGCAGGCCUUCCAGUACACGGACAAGUACGGCGAGGUGUGCCCCGCCAACUGGACGCCGGGCGCCAAGACCAUCAAGCCCGACACCAAGGCGGCGCAGGAGUACUUCGUCGACGCCAACUAAGCGGCGGCGCACGGCGGUGGAAGCGGGUGGCGCCGAACAUCCGACUUCGCUUUAAAAAUAAGCACCUGCAUUGGAGAUACCAUUUAGAGUUAUCGAAAGUAAGCAAUAGAUCAUUUUGAACAGUCAGAUAAUGCCUUCGUAGGCUUAAAGUUUGAAUUGUUUUCAAAGCGCUGUCUGACAGUCGGCGAAAAUCUUAAUUGUGAUAUGAAGUACAAGGCGGGACCUGUACAUAUCGUAAAAACAAACAAUUUAUAUUAUAAAACCUAAUACUCUACACGAGUUUCUACAAUUAUCCUCGUCAAGGAGGUCCCACUCAAGUUCUUGUGCAAAUAACGCGUGUUGGGACUACUUACUAACCGAUAUCAGUCUCCUAAAGUUGAAGUUAACUUACUAACUUAUAAAGUUCUCAGUAAAACCAAAAAUAACUCCAGUCUACCGAACACGGAGAUUUUUCAUAACCUCAAGCUGACCCUGUUUACUAUAAAGGCAAGUUAAUUACGCCUAGCAAGUGGAGUGGUAGACAAAAAUCGUAAUUGUGCUACACUAAAAACAAGCCAGGACUUCUACAUAUCUUUUUCUGUAAAAGAAGAGCAAAUAACUUUAAAUAUUGUAAAAUAUAAUGUUCUAUAAGAUCCUAGAGAUAACUCGAAUAUGACACUCGCUUCCACCUUAACUUUAGUAACUGGACCUUAACGAGGUGAUUAAGUUUUUUUAUUCAUUGUUCAUUAAAGUUCUAUGGUUUGAACGGCAUUGAACAGGCGCGCGUGAAUCUCAGGGCAAGCGAACCAUUUUUCUUCGUACUCCUUGAAUUAUUAAUGACAAUAACUUGUGAUUUAGCUCUGUAGCAGGAAUAGGGAACACGAUCAGUAUUCACAGAAAUCCUAUGUUAGCAAU
Messenger RNA from Hyposmocoma kahamanoa, 1609 nucleotides. It is a transcript of the gene Jafrac1, whose product is annotated as peroxiredoxin 1. Gene Ontology annotation, molecular function: thioredoxin peroxidase activity. The transcript has 5 exons. Gene Ontology annotation, cellular component: cytosol. Lineage: Eukaryota; Metazoa; Arthropoda; Insecta; Lepidoptera; Cosmopterigidae. Gene Ontology annotation, biological process: cellular response to stress; removal of superoxide radicals; cell redox homeostasis. The coding region runs from base 128 to 715 and encodes 195 amino acids. The record is from RefSeq and is a predicted model, not a curated record.